Haemorhous mexicanus (house finch) is the source of this 1960-nucleotide messenger RNA. It is a transcript of the gene TYMS, whose product is annotated as thymidylate synthetase. The transcript has 7 exons. NCBI's taxonomy places the organism in Eukaryota, Metazoa, Chordata, Aves, Passeriformes, Fringillidae. The coding region runs from base 129 to 1037 and encodes 302 amino acids. The record is from RefSeq and is a predicted model, not a curated record. Gene Ontology annotation, cellular component: cytosol; mitochondrion. Gene Ontology annotation, molecular function: thymidylate synthase activity. Gene Ontology annotation, biological process: dTMP biosynthetic process.
GUGCCGUUUGGCGGGAACCCCGGGCUUUGGCGGGAACGUCGGACUUUGGCGGGAACGCCGGGCUUUGGCGGGCUCGGGAGAGGCGCGCAGCCGGAGCCCAGCGCGGCCGCAGGAGCCGCUUGCCCGCCAUGCCCGCCGACGGGGAGCUGCUGAGCGGCCCCGCCGCAUGCCCGGAGCCCGGCGAGCAGCAGUACCUGCAGCAGGUGCGGCACAUCCUGCAGCACGGCCACCGGCGGGAGGAUCGCACCGGCACCGGCACCAUCUCCGUGUUCGGCAUGCAGGCGCGGUACAGCCUCAGAGAUCAGUUUCCACUGCUCACAACGAAGAGGGUGUUCUGGAAGGGAGUGCUGGAGGAGCUGCUGUGGUUCAUCAAGGGUUCUACAAAUGCCAAAGAGCUCUCUGCUAAAGGUGUGAAGAUUUGGGAUGCUAAUGGGUCGCGUGAGUUCCUGGAUAAGCAGGGUUUCAGCACCAGAGAGGAGGGUGAUUUGGGACCAGUGUAUGGUUUCCAGUGGAGGCAUUUUGGAGCAGAAUACAAAGAUAUGCACACAGAUUACUCCAAUCAAGGAGUUGAUCAGUUGCAAAAAGUGAUUGAAACGAUCAAAACCAAUCCAGAUGACAGAAGAAUCAUUAUGUGUGCUUGGAAUCCCAAAGAUAUUUCCCUGAUGGCUUUACCUCCAUGCCAUGCCCUUUGCCAGUUCUAUGUCUUAAAUGGUGAAUUGUCUUGCCAACUCUAUCAGAGGUCUGGAGACAUGGGACUAGGAGUGCCUUUUAAUAUUGCCAGCUAUUCACUGCUCACGUACAUGAUUGCCCAUGUCACAGGGCUGAAGCCUGGAGAGUUCAUACACACCUUAGGAGAUGCUCACAUAUAUCUGAACCAUGUGGAACCUCUAAAAGUCCAACUUCAGAGGGAGCCAAGACCUUUCCCCAAACUCAGAAUUCUUCAUGAGAUUAAAGACAUCAGCGACUUCAAGGCAGAAGACUUUCAAAUUGAAGAUUAUAAUCCUCAUCCACCUAUUAAAAUGGAGAUGGCUGUCUAAUGCCAUAAACCAGCAUUCAGUAUUAACGUGGAAAUGUACCUAAGCUAGACUCCCUAAAGUGGUGGGGCUUUUGUAUACGUCAAAAGGUAUUUGCUUUAUUGUUAAGUAGUCACAGACCAGAUUUGCCUUCAGUGCUGCUACCCUGGAGUUGUAGAGGACAGGUGAUUAUUCCUGAUAUGCCACGCAGAUGUUAACCCAGUUUUAAGUUGUGAGAGAGCUGCUUUUCUACACGUAGCUUCAGGUGCCAGUGGCCAUUUCUGUUACCAUUCAGUUACUGUGUGUGAGUAGCACAGGCUUACAUGCUUGAUUUGGUACUGAAAAUAAGAACUUAUAUGUGUGAUAAAGGGUUCCUUCAGGGUGGGAGAAAUUGUUAAAUAUAUUCUAAAGAGUGUAUGUUUAAUAAAGCUUUUUUUAAAAAAUCUUCUGGAAGGCAUGAUGCAUAUUUAAUUCUGGUGUGACUUUUUAUAGUUAGUAGUAAAAAAGGGUUGGAAAGCAAAAUGUCUUGGAGGGUAACAGCUGGCAAGGAAAAACAAAUUUCCCAUAGUCUUCACAGAUGAACUAUCAGGAAAGCAAAAGAUUUUAAUGGAACCUUGCUGGAACUGCAAUCUCUGCAUAAUGCCUCUGUAGCAGCAAUUUUUUUUUAUUCCUCAACCCUACAUAAAUUACUGAUUUGAUAUAAAUCAAAGAGAGUUGCAGUUAAACAGAGGUUACCAGAUAAUAUUAGUAAUCAGCUGUCUGUCAUCGUUUAAAACCAGAUCCCACAAACAUAUGGACUAAUUUUGCAGCCUGGAGCAGUAAAACCUAGAGAUCAUGGUAUUUUUAGGAAUGGAGUUCAUGAAUUAAAUUAUACCAGAAUUCAGCUUUCAAGUCUCCUUAUUCUUGUACCUUCUGCAGUAACACAUUAAACUCCUCUUCAGCAAAUU